UUACAUCUGAGAAAGUGAGUGAUGCUCAGACGCGAUCCAGACACUUAUGAAAAAUAACUCGUUGUGUCAUGCAAUCAUGGAAAACAGAAGGUUGAAUCCUGAUCUGGAAUUAAAUACGGACGCUAUUGACUUCGGACCGCUGUAACAGUCGGUUUUGAAGUGCAAAUACUAGUCAAAGGUGUGGAUUGUGUCUCCUCGGAUAAAACAUGAGUUUCUCUAAAUGGAGGGACUAGUGAUGGAGGGACGACGCCGGGUCACCUUCCGCGUGCUGUUGGCCGGGUUGAUGAUGAUGUACGUCUCCAUGGUGAUCGCUGAUUCACCUGCUGCAGAAUGGCCUUUGGAGGCUCCAAACAUGCCAAAGGAGUCUUCAGUGGAAGCGCCACAUAAUGCACCCUCUGCCUUGUCUGGAUCCUUCACCUUGUCUGGAUUUUCUCGUUCACCGAGUUCAUUUCCACCCAAAGUCACAAAGAAUUACAAUCACAAUGUUAACACUGUGUUUGGAUCAGUAUUCACUUACUCCCUGAACUCUAUCCCAAGCCCAGAACCUCUUAACACACACCCUUUACGUUCCUUUAAGUCUGGAGAGGGACUUGGAUCUACCCCCAAAGUUUUCUCCAGACAGCGUCGAGAACUCAAGUCUCCAGUGCCUACAUCCCAUAGUGUGCCCUCAUCUUGGGGCAUUAUCAGUCUAGCUCCCCAACUCUCACAGGCUACAGACAAUUCAUCUCUGCCAUCUUCUUUGCCUUCCAGUGGUCUUGAUUCUCCUUGGAGAACUUCUGAUAUCCCUUUCCCUGAUAUCCAAAAUGGGACGGUGCGAGUCAAUGUCACAGAAGUUCCUGUUGGUAACAGAGUGGAACAAUUCAGUAGAAUCCAAGACCUUCAAUUACAACCCAGCUAUAACCCAAAUGUCCAACUUGAUGCAGGCUACCAGCAGUUAGAGCCCAGCCAUGCUGUUUUUGUACACCAUCAAAUUACGUCGACCUCCGUUGAGCCAACUAUGGGCCCACCUGAAGACUAUUUCCCAACCAACACCAUGGAUGUGGAGUAUGGUUCUGGAGAUUACUUAGAAACAAUGUCCUUCAUGGGAUCUGAAGGAGAUGGCUACUCCCUGGUUACCAAUGUACCCUCUGUUGUGUAUGACUUUGAGGACACAAUCUCCGAGACCUAUGACACCAUGUUCCCUACAAGAGAUGUGAUAUCGUUUUCCAGCAAACACUUGUAUCCCUCCUCUAGUAGUGUUGCUAGUUCUUUCUCCAGUAUACAUGUUGAAAGUAUUCCCAAUCAGACAUCCAGUUUGACCAGCAAUUCAAUCUCAAUUGUACCCACUUCUGAUUGGACAACCUCUUUGAGUUUGACAACCACUAUGCCCACCUUGUUUAUGUCUCCAGUUUUUACCAGUAAACCAAACAUUUUGACCUCUGAGCUUGUCCCUACUUUUUCCCCAUCCCUUCCAACCAUCCAAUCAACCAUUCUCCCAACAACGUCAGAUAUCUUAAACCAGAAUAAGUCAGUUAAUGAGAUCUCAGAGUUGGUGCCUGACUUAACAGGCACUGUUACCAUCCAACCCACAGAUGUUCUUUUACCAGACAUGAACAGUUUGGAGUAUUACACCAUUCAGCUGACCAAGGACAAUGGUAGCUCGCCAGAUCACACUCCCAAUCGAACAACCUCAAGUCUUUUCUCCAUUAUUCCAAUCAGCACCACACAUAUUGUGUCCACAAGAACGUACAAUGUUGACCCAAGUUACAUGCUUACAGCUAUGUUUGACGAUGAGCUACAGCCUGCAGAUAACGGUUCAUGGACUGAGGAAUCCUCAACAGAUAUCUCUGGAUUUGAGCCUUUUAACACAACAAUCCUGGACCCUUCAGAAGUGAGACCAAGUCUAACAAAUACUACAGUGCCAUAUUUGGAACCAUCGUUUAUACUGACACCCUCAAUACACCCUUCAACUUCAUUGGGGGGUCACAUCUCUAACACUGAUUGGUCCGUCACACCUUCUGUAGCUUACAACACAUCCAUUAUGGUGACUAACCCACCUCCUGUAACCGAAGAACCAGAUGUUCACCUGUUGUCUACCAUUAAUGACAGCCAAUGGAUUAUCAUCUCAGUACCGACACCCUCUGAGACCCUCUUUCCUAGUACUGUACUUACCAGUGAUGUUGUCACCACCUCUAUCAGUGUUUCUGCAAACCCAACUGACUCAACCUUCAAUGUCACCUCCACCCCUCCGACAGACGUGGCUGAUGAAGAGUUCAUGUCUGAAACGCAAUCUGACACCCCCAUCACCAUGGUUACUGAUAACGAUAACACCACACCAAUUAGUAGCUUUACAACCACCUCCCCUACAGUAUUAUAUAAUGACACCACUGUGACAUCAUUUACUAUCACAAGCUCCAACAUCACAACAGUAACUACCAUGCAAGACUCAUCAGUUACAACCCUAAGCACAACCCCUCCUAUGACCACUGUCCGGAAGUAUGUCUGCAACAUCACCAAGCCUGACACCUACUUAAUCAGAGUUGGGUUUCCUCUUGGAUCUACUGCUGGAUAUGCCAAAUCCAAAGUCAGAGAUAUUCUCAAAGCAGAGUACAACCGCUCUGUGGAGCUACAGGUUGUGAAAGCCCCUCCAGACUUCGUGUUUCGUGCUGUAUCUGGUACUGUGGUUUACACUGCCAUAUCAGUCAUUAAUGCUCUGAGACUCUCUGCUUGGACUUCAAGUUCCUUUAUCAGUGUGUCACCCAUCAGUCCUGUACCAAGCCUGCAGUACCACGUACAUUCAGUGCUUCAGUUUGUACCUAGCCAUAUAGAUGUGCGUAUGUGCACUUUCAGUGAGCAGAUAGAGAAGGGUUUGACCUCAACCUUAGCUGAAGUCCGCAGACGCUCACAGGAAUCCACAAACUUCACUGUGCACAUUUUAAACAUCACAUUGAGUCCCAUGGUCACGCCGUCACAACAGCAGAAGAUUCCUGUGGAGAUCACGUUUGCGGUGCGUGAUGUCCGUGGUUAUGUGCCUGGGUAUGAGGUCAGUGCCCAGCUACGCUUCCUUAGUGUGGUUGAGUACAGCUACUACCUGGGCUACCCUGUACAGCAGAUCGCAGAGCCUUUCCACUACCCUGAGCUGAAUACAACUCAACUGCUUCGUUCCUCAUGGGUCAGGACAGUAUUGUUGGGAGUGUUAGACCAGCGUGUGAGCGACAGGGUCUUCCAGGCUACCAUAGAGAGAAGACUGGCUCUGUUGCUGGGUGAUGUGCUUGGGACGGGCCGUCGCUUUAAGAGAGCAACUAGUGUUGGAAACAACAGUGUGCAGAUUGUGCAGACCACGCGUCUGGUGGGCCCUGACAACCCCCUGGAGAUGAUCUACUUUGUAGAAGGAGUAAACGGACAGAGGCUUCCCGCUGCAACAACAGCGAACAUGCUCAACAGUCUUGACAUGCAACAUGCAGCUAUCAUCAUGGGAUACCGAAUCCAGGGAAUAUUAGCACAGCCUGUGGAGAAACAGGCCUCACCUGCCUCAGACGCUGAGAAAACCAACACAUGGAUAAUCGUGGGGGUGGUGGUCCCCGUGCUGGUGGUGAUCAUUAUUAUAACCAUCUUGUACUGGAAACUCUGCCGCAAAGACAAACUGGAGUUCCAGCCGGACACCAUGAGCACCAUCCAACAGAGACAGAAGCUGCAGGCUUCCAGUGUAAAGGGUUUCGACUUUGCCAAGCUGCACAUGGGCCAGCACAGUAAGGAUGACCUCAUGGUCAUACAGGAGCCGUUACCACAUCCUGUGACCGCUAAGGAGCAGAACCCAGGCGAGAACACAGAGGUGCCCACACCAAAGUCCAAAACCUCCUCCAAAACUUCCCGCAACGGCCAGCGCCGCAGGGGCCAAAUUUCUCCAUCGGAGGGGGAUUCUGUAGGCAGUGAUCUAUCCAGUGAGAGAGGAACUCCUGAGGAGGGUGUGAGACCUGUUGGUCUGCCCAGCGAUCCCAAACAAUCACGAAAAGUGGUGGUUAAUGGAUUAAACGGUCCACCACCUAUGAAUGGAACAGAUGAGCCCUUAUCUUCAGCCUCCAUCUUUGAGCAUGUGGACCGAAUGUCCCGCGCAACUGAUGGUCCCAAGCGUCUACCAAACAAAAUCCAGCUCAUCGCAAUGCAGCCGAUGCCAACCCUGCCCCUACCCAGACCUUCUGCCAAUGACAGAGCUGCAGAGAACACCAAGCUCAACAAAGAAAUCCAGGUGGCUUUGAGGCAUAAAUCCGAGAUUGAGCACCAUCGUAAUAAAAUUAGACUAAGGGCCAAAAGGAAGGGCCAUUACGACUUCCCUGCCAUGGACGAUCUCAUUGAUGGGCUUGGUGACUCCAAAGAGCAGGACCGGAUCUAUCAGAAGGCCCAGAUGCAGAUUGACAAGAUAUUGGAUCCAGAUAUUCACAUGCCGUCUCUCUACACAGAACCAAAGAAAAGCAACAGAGGGAAGCGUUCUCCUAAACAGAGGAAGAAACAGUUGAACAGAGAUCUGACAGAUGCUGACAGAGACAGACUCAUAACAACAGAGAGUGAUGGGACAUACAGGAAAUACCCAGGAGUCAAUAACAUAGCAUAUGUGUCGGAUCCAGACCAGGGCCCCAAUAAUCACAGCCCAUCGUCGCCGGAUGAUGUGUUCCACGGCCCGAUUUCUUCACCUCCAGGUCAUCCUCCUCCCCCACCACCCUACCUCCCCCCUCAACCAUCUAUAGAAGAGGCCCGUCAGCAAAUGCACUCUCUACUGGACGAUGCCUUUGCACUUGUGUCCCCUACCUCUCAGGGCAGCACAGCUGGCAUCACCCUGCCAGGGGUCGGGCUCAACCCUGGAGCCCCACCCCGCUCAAGCCCACCAUCCCAUGGCUCACGGCCCUGGAGCCCAGGAUACCCGCCCCUGAAUCCCUACACAGGGAGAUAUGCUGAAUUGGGUCUGCCUCCUUCCGCUGCACAAGGUUUAUUGCAUAGACAAGGUUUAGGGUCCGGCUACAUCCCAUCAGGAGAGGCCCUGCCUGUUGAACAGCUGCAGUCAGACUCAUUCUACACUGGCCGAGCAGGCCACACAGAUGAGCUGCCCUCCUCUGCCAGGCCCCGACCUGUAGGUGGGACUACAGGUUCUCAGCUGCACCAUAUAACCCACGUUGGUCUGACGGGUCGUGUAAGUGAGAACCGGCAUCCUGGUGGGUUAAACUGGGGCCCGUAUCAUGAAGACGACAACAAGCUCGCUAACAACAGAGACCCUGUUCAUGGCUCUCUUGACUACACCUCCAUCUCUGUGUUACAGACUUCCAGGAAUGGCCUAAAGGAGUCAUCUGCCGCUCCUCCCCAACUUGACUCUCUCAACCUGGGGUACCCUCCCUCCGCUCCCCCCGAGGAGCCUUCCCUUCCCAACCACUCAUCUGCCUCACUCAUCAAAGCCAUCCGAGAGGAACUCAUGCGGCUUUCCCAGAAACAGGCAGCGGUACCCAGCUACCACAGUUGAGACCUGCCCCUGUGGCUCCACCCGGCGUAAACUGCAUUACACUGCAUUACACUGCAUUGUACUUCCCAUGGAAGUGGCUUUUUUGAGAUGAUGAUGAUGAUGACUCUAUGUCCUGUAGUUGCUGUUGCUGCCGCCCAGUGGCACAAAAGCAUUAGGACAGGAAGAGUAGACAUUUAUCCUUUAUUCCCACAUUCCUUUCCAGUUAUCUCCAUAGUGAAGUUGUUCAUGAACACAUGCAGUGUCCCGAAACUUCGGAAGAACCUUUUUUACCUUCUAUUCAGUGAGGUGUCAUUGCAGCCUAUAAAGUUCAGUAGCUAUUAACUUCUCUAUAUUGACUGAUAUUGAAGCAAAUUGUGGCUCUCAUUCUGUUAGAGGUGUGUGUGAGUGUGUUUUUAUUUUCACAUUGUGUUGUUUCUUUGCUGUGUACACUGCCUUUAUAUUUUAACAAUUUUAUACCUUGCACUGGCUCAUGUAGAUUCUAAACUAAUUUCCAUAUUGUCCAAAACACUUUUAAAUUAAUUGUCAUGCCCUAUUUUCUUUUCUUAGUGUUUUUCUCAGUGUAAAUAUUUUAGAGGUACACUACAGAGGAUUUCUCCUUUAAUUUUUAAAUCCUUAAAUCCAUGUUCAAAACCAUGGUUUUGUCUGACCCAGAGUCACUACGGUAAGCCAGUAAUGAUUUUACAUUCAGAGCUGUCUGGUUCGAUUUGGCAGGACAUUUAAGGCUUCUGUCAUUCAUCUUAGCUCAGUAGGUCCUUAAAAUGCAAGUGAAUGGUGAUUUCUCUUUUGAAGCUCAGAAGCUUUGUUGGUUUUGGUUUAGAUCUGUAUUUAUAUCAGUAUUUAUACUCACAAUGGUGCGUUUGCGAGUGGAGAACAUGAGAUUACGUCUGUAUCAUGGCAACGCGAAUACGUCACCCGAGAGACCACUUGGACUCCACCCUCUCAUGAAGCUUACCGGAAGCGUUUGAUUAUAGUUAAAAAGUACUUAAAUAUUGAUCUUUUUCACAACAAAAGUGAUCGUGUCACUUUAGAAGACAUUAAUUUAACCGCUGGAGUCGUAUUGAUGACGUUUAUACUGAUUGUCUGUGAUUUUUGGAGCUUCAAAAGAGAAAUCUCCAUUCACUUGCAUUUUAAGGACCUACUGAGCUAAGAUAUUUUUCUGUUUUUCUUCAAAUGUUUUCUGGUGAAGAAAGAAUGUCAUACACACCUGAGAUUUCAUGAGGGUGAGUAAAUAAUGGCAGAUAUGCUACUUGCUUUCUCAGACGACGUACUUUCUGGAUAGACAUCUUGUAGGACUUACUAUCAGUGACUCUUGGUGUAGCUAGGCAGAUCGGCUCUUAUAUGAUCACAGCAACCAUGGGUACAUCAAAGCGUCAGAUUCAUCUGUUCAGAAGAGCAGUGCUGAAGCUCAACUGAUGUACAAAAAACAAAACAAAACAAUGUGUUCCUCUGCAGGUAACUUGCAAUUUUUUGUUUCAACCACAGAUGUCGAGAGAGAGCCUAGAAUUCUGUACCGUACCUUUAAUUAUUCUAUUCCUUUUGUCUUCUUUUUGUGCUUAUUUUUUGUUCUCCAUUUAAUGGCCAUGAACCACACAUUGCCUUUCAAACUAGACAGUAUUGAACUUCAUACAGCAUUGUCUUAAUUGCUAUUGGGUCCAGUAAUAGUAUUUGAAGUAGUGACAUGUUUCCCCUCUGCGUAUGCCUUUAUUAUGUUUGGCAUUUACAGGAAAGAUCGAUAUACAGUUUAUUUUCUGUCAGUGGAGGACACUGUCUUUACAAUAAAAGAGUGUUAUGAGUUGAGUGCUACUUUACUCGUCCCUCAGUUGAAAAAUGUACAAAAUAUCAUGUUUACAGUAACACACUUAUGAUAGAAGUCUAUGGGGCAAGACAUUGCACUGGAAAACUUUUCAAUUUAGCACUAUUUUGAAAGACUUUACAGCUCACCUAACACAUUGGUUUAUGGACAAAUUAAUACAGGCGCUUUAACAAAAAUGAGCUGCACAUUUCUGCUUUUAAACCCUCUGGAAUACCUUGCCCCAUAGACUUCCAUUGUAAGUGCAUUACUGUUAAUGCGAUUGAUUUUGUUUUUACAAACUGAGGGACAAGUUGAAAUGAUUUUCUGUGGUAAUCGACAGCAUUUCAUAAACUCUUUCAAUUUAUCUGAACAUAACUUGGAACGUUGCUUUAAAGAGAUAUUCCGGGUUCAGUACAAGUUAAGCUCAAUCAACUGCAUGUUUGGCAUAAUGUUGAUUACCACAAAAAUACAUUUCAACUUGUCCCUCCUUUUUUGUAAAAGGUUUUUGGGUUUUUUGUUUGAGGUUAUAAAAGCAGAAAUGUGAAGCUUAUCAUUUUAUAGAAGUACUUAUGUUAAUUAUUCUGUUAAAGCACGUGUUAUUUGAGCUGUUAAGUUGUUUAUAUCAUUGAUUACAGGGUUUACGGCCUUCCAUCGUCAUGGCAAUGAAGUUGUAAAAUUGAACAUAACUUUACAGAAAAGAUUAGUAAUCAAUUUUAUCACACUAAAAUCAGGUUAACAUUGAUGUUGUUUAUGUCUUGUGGCUAUACUUUUGAAAAAGUGAGUAUUUUAACAUUAACGGAGUGGCCCCCGUUCACUUCCAUUGUAAGUGCCUCACCGGCACCCAGAUUUUUGCUGCUUUUUUUUUUUU
Molecule: messenger RNA, 8145 nt
Organism: Myxocyprinus asiaticus (Chinese sucker)
Lineage: Eukaryota; Metazoa; Chordata; Actinopteri; Cypriniformes; Catostomidae
Product: UPF0606 protein KIAA1549-like
Exons: 21
Coding region: 221-5485 (1754 amino acids)
Source: RefSeq, a predicted model, not a curated record